UCCCCAUUCCCACCAUGUUUCAAGUUUUCUUGGUCCUCCCAUUUACGUUGAACAUCAGAAAACUAAAAUAACAUAAAUUACUCGUAGAUGCAACCAACCCAGGAUUAAGCCUACCCCAUCACAACAUAACUUCAAGAGACAAGAUUUCAACCUCGAUCUGAUCUUUAAGGAUCUUCUUCUUCUUCUUCUUCUUCUUCUUCCUCAGAGAGAGAGAGAGAGAGAGAUGGGCAGAGGUAUACUGGAGGUUUUGCUGGCUAAUGCUCAAGGCAUUCGGAAUAUUGCUAGCUUCCAUGCUAAGAUGAAUCCAUACGUUGUAAUUCGAUAUGGAGAUCAAGAGUGUACGAGCAGCGUGGCUCGAGGAGAAGGAAAGAAACGAGUAUGGAACGAGAAAUUAACGUUCAACGCCGACUACCCAGGUGGCGAAGAUCACAAAUAUAAGCUCACUUUUCAUAUUAUGGACAAGCACAAAACCUCCCACGAUGUUUUUGUUGGCGAAACUACAAUAUAUGUGAAGGAUGUGGUGUCCUUUGGGGUGGAGACCGGAAAGGCUGAACUUCGACAUGGCAAGUAUAGGGUUGUCCUUCCGGACAAGACCUACUCUGGAGAGAUUUCUGUUGCAGUAACUUUCACCCAUAAUGCGUAAGAAAUAUGUACACACUCGCAUUUGGUAUGAAAUCUAUGCAUAUAGGUUGAAUUUUAUAUGUAUAUAUAUGUAUUCCACACAGAAUGUGAGUAUGUACAAAUAUCAUUUGCGAGUGUGUAAACAUGUUUAGACUGGUUAUAAAUUUGUAUAUUUUACCUCAAUAAUAAUUUUUACUGCUACAUUAUAAAGUAAACAUUUAAAAA
Molecule: messenger RNA, 846 nt
Organism: Alnus glutinosa
Lineage: Eukaryota; Viridiplantae; Streptophyta; Magnoliopsida; Fagales; Betulaceae
Product: elicitor-responsive protein 1-like
Exons: 4
Coding region: 224-643 (139 amino acids)
Source: RefSeq, a predicted model, not a curated record